AUGACUGAGGCCGUGGUGGACGAGGCCUCCAAAAGGCCCCUGGAGGAGCCUGAGGUGGAAGGUGUGGAUGCCAAGAAGCAACGUACCGACGAGGGGAACGACGCUGAUGAGGGCAGCGACGCCAUGGAGGUCGAGCCACCAUCCACCAGCCAGCCGGUCACUGUUGGGUACCGUACAUUUGAGAACGGGGCGGCCCUCCACGAGUACUACCAGGGUCUACACUCCAAGCUGAGGAGCUACCAGAACCUCAACGAUUACGAGUUUCACAUGGUCCUGGAGCUGAUCAAGAAAGGGCACCCCGAUGCUGAGCGCAAGGUGCCUGGUGGCGUGGCUGCCAUCCAACUGCAGAACAAGGAGUAUGAUGGUCGCCAGACCUCAUGCUUCCACCUCAUCCGCCCGGAUGGCAGCGUGGAGGAUGUCUCCUACAGGAAAUGCAUUGCCAGCUUGGACGCCACCGUGGCAACCCUGCUGGCCAAGGAGGAUGGGAAGAAGGCAUCGCCAGCCAAGGCGGGAGACGCCAGGUGCAAUCCGAUACACAUUCAAAGGGAAGGCGACUCCUUUGCCGCCCCAGCCCUCAUUCUGCCGCCCAGCCCCGACCAGGCAGCCGCCCCCCUGCCAGGCCUCCGUCCCGGCGUCCCGGCCCUGGUCCUGCCGCAUGCCGAGGGUUUUGCCGUGGCAUGCACGGGCUCCGGGCGGCGUGUUGUCGAUGUCCCCUCCCCCCAAGGAGCAGGCAUGCUCACCUCGCUCCUGGCCUGUUGUGCUUGGAGCACGAGAGACGGCCCGCACGUCCUGGCAGGGUACGAGUCUGGGAUGCUGGCCCUGUGGCGGCUAGCGCAGCCGCCGGCCCCGCUGGCGAGCUGCGCGCUGUCCAAGCAGCCCCUGCUGGCGCUGGCCCGUUGCCCAGCGAGGGGGAGGGGCGUGGCUGCCGGCCCGCGGGCUGCCCUGCUCCCCUUCAGGCUGGAGCUUGGAGGAAAGCGUGAAUCGGAGCGUGAAACGGAGCAUGAGGUGGAUCAAAGGACAUCUGCCCCGACGUCGGACGGCAGUUCCCACAACGACGACCAUCAAUGGGCCGAGGCUGCGCCCCGGAUCAGCAGGGGCACGAGGGUUCCUCUGUCCAGUGCCGGGGUCAACUGCCUGGCCCUGCGCUCCGACGGCAGGCUCCUCGCCCUCGGUGGCUGGGACGGGCGGGUCAGGGUCUUUGCCUUCCCCUCCCUACGGCCGCUGGCGUCGCUCGCGUACCACACCGAGUCCGCCACAUGCCUGGCAUUUGGCACCCCUGCCUCUGGCCUGCUGGCGACAGGGUCGAGGGACGGCAGCAUCGCACUGUACAUUCUGUACCCAUUUGCAGAGAAGCAGGCAGGCAGCGAGCCAGAGGAUGGACGAGAUCUCGAGCCCUGA
Molecule: messenger RNA, 1398 nt
Organism: Auxenochlorella protothecoides
Lineage: Eukaryota; Viridiplantae; Chlorophyta; Trebouxiophyceae; Chlorellales; Chlorellaceae
Product: Guanine nucleotide-binding protein subunit beta-like protein 1-like protein
Exons: 6
Coding region: 1-1398 (465 amino acids)
Molecular function (GO): protein binding
Source: RefSeq, a predicted model, not a curated record